UUAACGGGGUGUUUUUGUUUAUGUAUCCUUUAUUAUGAUUGUUGUUAUUUUAUUUUAUUUAUUUAAGUAUUUAUUUGUUUAAUGUUCUUUUCUUUUCUUUUUUUAUUUCAGCGCUUCUCUUCUCCAGCAGUCAUGCGUGGCGUGCGGAGGUGACGUCAUCGCGCUGUGGAACGUUUUGUUUACUGUCUGGAUGUGGAGGAUGGGGCGCUAACGGCAGGGAUUUUUCAAACUGUAAAUGUCUUUUGGGAGAAGAAAUACUCCCGUUUUUAAGAGAAAUCUUCAACUUUGAUUUGCGUGUUAGUCAUUGUGACUGUGUGUGUAACGGCGGACUCAGUGGCGCGUGCGCACGAGCUAAGUGCUGACCUCUAUUGCUAAUGUUGACAUCGCUAGCCAAAAGCUAGGUGCGUUUCCGUACUUCCACGUUUAGGGGUUUAAUUGUGUUGUUUCGUGUAUUUGGGGUUGUAUGUGUUCGGUUUGUUGAUAGGACGAAUAACAACUCAGAGAAAUGUAAACACCGCGCUGCUUCUGUAGCCCGUCAAUCAGCGGUCAGCUGCUGCUCAGCGUUGACUUGUUGGAAGGAGUCUCGUUCAAUUUAACCACCUGACUGUCCGGUUAACUGUUGCUUGAUGGGGUGGAGCCGUUUAUUGGGAUUGCCAUGCUGGCUGGAUUAACUUUAGGUAUAGGUUCUCGGUCGAGAGAGACGGCGGUAGACAAUAUGGUGCUCAGGAGUUGCUGGAAGUCCCGUCAUAAAAACCUCCGGAGGACCGCGGCUCGGAGUGUCCACCCGGCGGGGCUGGCCGCGCUGCUGCUGCUGUGCUCUUGCGCGACCCAGCUCGUCUGCGACGCUGCUGCCGUGGGGGAAGCCAAGUACAUGGUGCAGAAAAACGCCGAUUUUGAUGUGACCUACAAUGACACGGUUACACACGACGACCAGACCAUCUACGCCUUCAACCACACCAUCUCCAGGAACAAGACGGUGGGGGUGCGAGUGACCGUGGAUGUGCUGCAGGAGAGCGUGGAGAGUCCCAUUCUGUUUGUGGUGCGGCAGAAGCAGGCUGUGAUGUCUUUUCAGGUCCCGCUCAACCUUAGAGGACUAUAUCAAAGGCAGUAUCCAUACAAACACGUGGGCCGAACACUGUGCCAACCUCCCACCCGAGCUGCUUCAGAAACCCAGUACUUCUUUGUCGACGUGUCCACCUUGUCCAGCCGGGGUACAAACUACCAGCUCAGAGUCAGCCGAGUUGAGAGUUUCACUUUGCAAACAGACAAGAAAUUCACCUUCAGUGCAUCACCAUCACAACCUCAGUACUUCAAGUAUGUCUUCCCAGACGGUGUGGAUACGGUCAUCGUCAAAGUUAAUUCCGACAUGAACUUCCCCUGCUCCGUCAUGUCCAUUCAAGAUAUUCAGUGUCCCGUCUAUGAUCUGGACAACAACGUGGCCUUCAUCGGGAUGUACCAGACUAUGACACAAAAAGGAGCCAUCACCGUGCAGAGAAAGGAUUUUCCCAGCAACUCCUUCUAUGUGGUGGUGGUGGUAAAAACGGAGGAUGAGGCGUGCGGCGGUCCGCUGCGGCUGUACCCGCUACGACCCGAUGAGCUGAUCAAUGCUGGAAACCGCAGCAAAGUGCUGGACGUGUUGGUGUCACGCACCAUCAACACUGAGACCUAUGUGAUCGGCAUGCUGUUCUGUCUGGGUAUCUUCCUCUCAUUCUACCUGCUCACCCUGCUGGUAGCCUGUGUGGAAAACAAGCGAAUGAACAGGAGGAGGGAUCUGCUGCAGAUUCCUGCGGAUGUGUCGCCUGCAGAGACAGCCUCUCUUCUUGGAAAGAACGGAGAUGGGAAGACUCCAGCCUCGCCGUAUGAGUACGGCUCCUUUGCCGACACCGGGAGCAUGCUGGGAUCAGAGCCGGUCACCGACAGCAUCACCUCCACCGACAACAACUAUGGAUACAUGGGACAUGAACCCUUCAAACGUCGGCCAAUCCUCAAUCACCUUCACCACAUAGCCGUCCGCAUCGAGAGAUCUCUGGACAGCAUCGCCCGGAGCAGACAGGAGUCUCUGAGCUCUGUGGAGGAGGAGGAGUACGACACUCUGGACGACAUCAACUCAGACAAGAACAUCGUUCGCACCAAGAAGUACCUGUGUGUGGCUGACCUGUCCCGCAAAGACAAGAGGGUCCUCAGCAAGAAAUAUCAAAUCUACUUCUGGAACAUUGCCACUAUUGCUGUGUUUUAUGCCCUGCCGGUCAUCCAGCUGGUCAUCACCUAUCAGACGGAUGUUAAUGUCACAGGAAAUCAGGACAUCUGCUACUAUAACUUCCUGUGUGCCCAUCCUCUGGGAGCUCUAAGCUCCUUCAACAACAUCCUCAGUAACCUUGGUUACGUGAUGCUGGGACUCCUCUUCCUCCUCAUUGUGCUGAAGAGAGAGAUUGUUCACAAGCGAGCUCUGGAUCGCAACGACAUCAACGCCCUGGAGUGUGGCAUCCCCAAACACUUCGGACUGUACUACGCUAUGGGGACGGCUCUGAUGAUGGAGGGCCUGCUGAGUGCCUGCUACCAUGUUUGCCCCAACUACACCAACUUCCAGUUUGACACGUCCUUCAUGUACAUGAUCGCUGGACUCUGCAUGUUGAAGCUGUAUCAGAAGAGACAUCCAGACAUCAACGCAAGUGCUUACACGGCCUACGCCUGUCUGGCUGCUGUCAUCUUCUUCUCUGUGCUCGGAGUGUUGUUUGGGAGAGGAAACACCGUCUUCUGGAUAGUUUUCUCCGUCAUCCACAUCCUGGCGACCCUCCUGCUCAGCACACAGCUCUACUACAUGGGCAGAUGGAGGCUGGACUCGGGCAUCCUGCGCAGGAUCGUGCACGUCAUGUACACGGAUUGCAUCAGACAGUGCAGCGGCCCCAUGUACAUUGACCGCAUGGUUCUGCUGGUGAUGGGGAACAUAGUCAACUGGUCUCUGGCCGCGUACGGCCUCAUCGAGAGACCGAACGACUUUGCUUCUUACCUGCUGGCCAUCGCCAUCUGCAACCUGCUGCUCUACUUCGCCUUCUACAUCAUCAUGAAGCUGCGGAGUGGAGAGCGGAUCCAGUGUCUGCCCUUGGUGUGCAUCCUCUUCACGGCGGUGGUGUGGGGCUUCGCGCUGUACUUCUUCUUUCAGGGUCUGAGCACCUGGCAGAAAACGCCGGCAGAGUCUCGUGAGCACAACCGGGAUUGUAUCCUGCUGUCGUUCUUUGACGACCACGACAUUUGGCACUUCCUCUCCUCCAUCGCCAUGUUUGGAUCCUUCCUGGUCCUUCUGACCAUGGACGAUGACCUCGACGGCGUCCAGAGGGACAAGAUCUACGUCUUCUGAUCGUCCUCUCUGCCUUAGACACUUUUGCCCUCCUCCUCGUCGUCUCUCGAUUGCACCUCCUCCAUGUUUGAAAGCACAGCCAGCGGCCUGAUGAGCGCAGAGCUCCGCCUCUCAUAGCCAGUCUGGGAAGGGGCUGACCCCCCCGACUAUGCUUUUCAUCACUAGUACGGACACGUUUGUGCCAUUCGUGAGCAGGUUGCUGUCCUCGACCAUACUGCUGUAAUCGAUGUUUACCUGCUGCUGGGGACGCCGAUGCCGUCCAGAUGAACUCAUUUUACACGUUUCGCUGAUGAGGAAGCAUUUCGUACUAACUGUGUGUGUGUGUAUGAGUGAGUGUGCGUUUACACACGAGUGUGAACAUGAAUCCUGUCCAGUUCGUCCAGUGGCCUUCAAUAUUUGAAUCAUUAGUCACAUAACUGUGCUGGUUUUUUCCUCCUCAUUGGAGAACAUUGAUGAUUGUACUUCUCGACUGCCCUCAUGUACGACGGAGAAAGUAUUUUUUCUUUUUUUUUGCACUUUUCUGUAUUGAAAUAAGCAUACUGUCAGAUGUUGCAAUGAGCGGUUACUGAAUAAAAGUCUGCUUUUCUGA
Molecule: messenger RNA, 3944 nt
Organism: Oryzias melastigma (Indian medaka)
Lineage: Eukaryota; Metazoa; Chordata; Actinopteri; Beloniformes; Adrianichthyidae
Gene: sidt2
Product: SID1 transmembrane family, member 2
Exons: 27
Coding region: 656-3355 (899 amino acids)
Cellular component (GO): membrane
Source: RefSeq, a predicted model, not a curated record